AUGCCUCAAAAUUCAGCCGUCACCACCUCUGUCAGACCGCAGAGCAACUUUGUUUUCCCACUUUCCUUGGUCAUGACCUCGUUUAAGGGACCACCACUGUCUUGGAUGCUUCUCCAUUUCCUUUUACUUCUUCUCCUCUCCCUUCAUACCCAUCCGACACACGGAACUACCGAGUCCUGGCACUGCGAGGUGCCCUUCUUCCUCCCCCCUGAUCCUUCUCGACCUUGUCGACACGCAUUUCGCGACGAUCCGGAGACGAGUGCUCUGCUCGCGGACUUUGUUGUCAUUGGUCAUCCGACGCCCACCUAUCGACACAGUCCGGGAGUCCUUUACAAUGCCAGUGUUCUUGUCGAACAGGUGUUGAAACGUCCCCGUUUAUCUAUAUACCCUGUGAGGGAGGGCUUUCCCAUUCUCACGGGCCCCUUCUCACAGUGGACAGAUUUGGGUCGCUGUUGGAUCAACGUCCACUCCUCACGGAAGUAUAUUUUUUUCAUUGAUCGACCCAACUGGGCGGGAUUUUUUCGUAUCUCCCAUCUACCCCUCAUCUACACCAACCAGAGGUGGCAAAAGAUCCAGACCAUCCUGAAGUACCCGCGUGAGUUAACUGAGUCAUCGAUGCCGGGAUUGGGAAAAAGUCAUAUGAGUGGGGAGGGACAGGUUUCCAUUCUUAUGUGUGUCUAG
Molecule: messenger RNA, 681 nt
Organism: Echinococcus granulosus
Lineage: Eukaryota; Metazoa; Platyhelminthes; Cestoda; Cyclophyllidea; Taeniidae
Exons: 1
Coding region: 1-681 (226 amino acids)
Source: RefSeq, a predicted model, not a curated record